GAAAUGACUGAAGAAUUUUUGUUGACUCAUUGAACCUGACUGAAAAAAAGAAAAGCCGGGUUUCUUGUUUCCUUUUUGAAUGAUGUCAGUUUGUUCCUUUGAUUACACGCUUUAGAAUUUGACCCCAUAGUUCGUUCAUGAAUGUAUUUUUGUUUUUGCUUUUCUUCACAACUGUGAUUUGAUUUUUAUUUUUUUAUUUUUUUAAGAGGUAUGGAUGUGAUUUUUGUGUGGUGCCUUUUUGUUUGAUCUGAAGUACUAAUAAUAAAAUAAAUGAAAAAAAAAAACAAAAACAAAAAAAAGCUCUACAGCUGUAACUGACGCAUGCGCAGACCUCACUUCCGUCACAGAUUUGGCAGCGUCAGUUUCUCUCAUUGGUCCAAAACUCCACUUCCGACAUAUUUAAAAAUACUCCGCUAAUUCCCUGCAACAUUUGUGGCUUUAAUUCAAACUAUUUAUUACAAAAAAGAUCCCUAAGCUCCUCAGAUGGAUGAAGUCUCGUCUCAGUUUUCGACAAAAGGAGUUUUAAAACGCCAAUUAAGUUUGAGAGUCCGGAAGAGAAGGAGCAGCGAGGACCGAUCAUCUGUGCAGGACCUCAGAGGCACUUUGAGACGGUCAUUGAGAAGAGGUAGCUCCUUCAGCUUCAUCACUCCAGCUGCACAAUGGGACCUGAGUCUGAAGAGGAAGAGGAGAGGGAGAGACGACAGUGACGUGGUCAGCCUCUGCAGCUUCCAGUUCAAGCACGGUGGAUUCUAUUUGGGAUAAAGGUGAUUUUCCGGAUAUCAUUCCCAAAGCGAUGGUGUCUUACGAUGAGCUUGGAACUUUGGUGCCAAUUAAAAGGACUUUGCAAGUGAUUGACAGCCAGAACCAAGCCAGCAAAGAACUCGAGGAACCCAGUAACAAGCGCGUCCGACCGGUCGGCAGGGUGACGUCGCUCGCCAACCUCAUCUCUCCCAAGAAUGGGGCCGUCCGGCGAUUCGGCCAAACCAUCCAGGCCUCUUUUCGGGGCGAUGGGAAAACGCCGGUCGCGCCCCAAAAACCCUGCUCCAAGGCCUCCGCCCCCACCCCCCCCAAACGCCGGAACAGCAUCCUCUGGUCCGAAAACCUGGACCUGCACCAGAAAGGAACGCUGUCCGCCAAGGAGAUCAAGAGGCAGGAGGCCAUAUUCGAGCUCUCACGCGGCGAGCACGACCUGAUUGAGGAUCUGCAGCUGGCACGCAAGGCGUACCACGACCCCAUGCUGAAGCUGUCCAUCAUGUCCGAGGAGGAGCUGACUCACAUCUUCGGAAACUUGGACGCGUUCAUCCCCCUUCAUGAAGACCUCCUCCAGCAGCUGUCCAAGGCCACAGCCGAGGACGGGACGGUGGGCCAGAUCGGACACAUCGUAGUCAACUGGGUGCCCCGACUGAACGCGUACAAAGACUACUGCAGUAACCAGCUGGCGGCGAAGGCCCUGCUGGACCAGAGGAAGCAGGACCCGCGGGUGCAGGACUUCCUUCAGAGAUGUUUGGAGUCUCCCUUCAGCCGGAAACUGGACCUGUGGAGUUUUCUGGACAUCCCCCGGUCUCGUCUGGUGAAGUACCCCCUGCUCCUCAAACGGAUCCUGAGACACACCCCGUCAGAGCACCCCGACGCAGCCAGCCUGGAGAAAGCUAUCAGUCUGAUCCAGGACGUUCUGGCCGAUAUCGACCUGAAGAAGGGCGAGUCUGAGUGUCAGUUCUACAUCGACAAACUGGAGUAUUUGGACGAGAGGCAGAGGGACCCGAGGAUCGAGCAGUGUAAGAGCCUGCUGUGCCACGGGGAGCUCCGCAGCAAGAGCGGAACGAAGUUGCACGUGUUCUUGUUCACGGAGGUUCUGGUUCUGACCCGGCCCGUGAGCAGAAACGAGCGUCAGUGCUUCCAGGUGUACAGACAGCCCAUCCCCAUCCAGGACCUUCUGCUGGAGGACCUUCAGGACGGAGACGUCAGGAUGGGGGGGUCCUUCCGAGGGGCCUUCAGCAACGGAGACAGAGCUAAGAACAUUUUCCGACUGCGCUCCCAGGACCCCACCCAGGCCCACUCCUCCCACACGCUCCAGGUCAACGACGUCUUCCACAAACAACAGUGGCUCAACUGCCUCAGAUCCGCCAUCGCCCCCUUCCGCCCCAUCUCGCAAUCCUCCCCCUGCUCGCCGUCGCCUUCCCACUCGUCCUCCCUCCGCCGCAGACCUUCCUCCGUCUCCGCCAUAGUCCACAUGGAAGAGACGACGGACGAAAACACCCUACAGGUCUCUCAGUCCGCCCCGAACUCACCCUGCUCCUGCCCCCUGACCCCGCAGCCCUCCAGACGCUCCCUGCCCUCCUACUCCACCACGGCGUCCCUCCUCAAAUCCAAAAAGGACAAGAAAUACAUCUACUCUUUGGGGAAAAGGAAAGAGACGAUGGUUUGAGUUGGAACUUUUUGGACAUUUUGUAAAUAAUCGGAAAACUCCUGGACUAUAUUUAUGUCUGUGUAUUAUAUUUACAGUGUUCCGUGUUACUGUCCACUCCCUGGCAGCUAUUAUAAUGUACGUACCCUCCAUUUUGAACGCAGCAGCUUCCACAGAGACUCACGGCGAAGGGAAGUUUGGCGUUUGAAUCAUGUUGUUUACUCCUAACGUAAUAUUUAAACUUUAUUUUACUUAUUUGUGGGAUUCAUUUUGCAGUUUUGUAUUUGAGAAAGCGUAGUGUUUUUUUGUAGCAGCACUGUUGAGCGUUUAAAAGGAAGAAAUUACAAUGAAAUGGUUGGAGCGUGGAGAAUUGGGAGUUUAAAUGUGAUUGGUUGGCUAGAGUUUUUACAAGCUAACAAAAUGGAAUUAAAGGACAUUUUUACCGUUUAAAAAAACAGUAGAAUCUUAAAAUCUUUAAAAACGUGUUAAACGUUUUAAAUACGACAAAUUUGCAUAUUAGCGUAACAACAUGAGCUAAAAUGCUAUUUUUGGUUUUAGCUUUUCCUAAUGAACAUAUACUGAUUGAUACCUUGUCAAUCAAACGUUAGUCUCUCCCACUUUGCUCAAACAACCAAUUGCAUUUAAGCACGUGAAAUUCUAGCGCCAGCCAAUGAGGAGGCAGUUUAUUCACAAAGCUAGGUCUUAUUUUUAUACAUUCCUUUAAGCAAAUAUACUUUACGUUGUCGACAAAAAUCACGCAACCUAAAACGAAUAUUUGGGUUUUCAAUCAGGUCUGAAGUUUCGUUUUAAAAAGUUUGAAAAUGUUUUACAAUCUGAGCCAAAAAUUUGAGAAUUAUCUGGAGCUUUUUUUCAGUGUAACAUCUUGCAUAGUUUUUUAGCUACAAAGCAGAUAUUAGUCCAAUUGUACAGGAUUGGAUUGUUUUGGUAAAGUUAUGAAAAAGUAAGUGUGUUUUUGACGGACUUUCGAGAGAAGACGAGAAAGAUUGAGAUAAAGAAUAGUUUUGGGACGUUAAGACUAAAAGGAAAGUGCAAAAUGUUUAGUUUUGCAAAAGAAAAUAGGUUUGAACGUAUAUUUGUAAGUAGGGGAAGAGAAGAUAUAGAAGGAUUUUUGGAAAGUGAAAAACUGUUGAUGGAAAUGGAAUUAAAGAAAAUGGUGGAAUGUGUGUAACUAAAAGCAAUAAAGAUGUAAGAUUGCAUUGAA
Molecule: messenger RNA, 3626 nt
Organism: Boleophthalmus pectinirostris (great blue-spotted mudskipper)
Lineage: Eukaryota; Metazoa; Chordata; Actinopteri; Gobiiformes; Gobiidae
Gene: net1
Product: neuroepithelial cell transforming 1
Exons: 12
Coding region: 794-2425 (543 amino acids)
Biological process (GO): positive regulation of Rho protein signal transduction
Molecular function (GO): guanyl-nucleotide exchange factor activity
Source: RefSeq, a predicted model, not a curated record